AUGGAUUUGCCAUACAAAGCUGAAUACGCGAAAACUGGCAGAGCUUCAUGCAAAGGGUGUAAAAGCCCAAUAAGCCAAGGAGAACUGCGUAUUGCUGUGCUGGUUCAGAGACCUAAAACGACCGAUGACAUAGACCAUUUCGAAUCUUUGAGAAUAGAAGAUCAAGAUAGAAUAAGAUCUCGGGUAGGUGUUGCUACAACAGCUAUUGUACCAGACAAAAAAGGUAAAAAAAGAGCAGCAGACCCAUCUCUCAAGCUGAAGCAGCAAGCUCUCCAAGAUUUUGAGGUACAAUAUUCCAAGUCUGGUCGAGCUAUGUGUCAAGGCUGUGAAAUUAAGAUACUGAAAGAUGAAGUUAGAAUCUCCAAGAAAGAUUUUGAUACUGAAAUAGGCCGCAAAUAUGGGGGCCAGCCAAUGUGGCACCAUGUAAAUUGCUUUGCACAAGUCAGGAGCAGUCUUGGAUUCUACGAGUGUGGUGAUAAACUACCAGGGUUCAAAACAUUAUCACCAGAUGACCAAAAAAACGUCAAGGCAAAAAUUCCGUGCGACCUGAAAGUGGCAAGAAUUGAAGUUGAGUCAUCAAAAAGGCUUGUAAGUGAAUUGGAAAGAACAGUUGGCUAUCAACAGCGUGUUAUUGAACUGUUAGAUGCAAAAACGAUGAAAUAUCCAAACACAAACAAGGAAUGCGCUGUUGCAAGCUCCCUUUCGAAAUCUCAGAUCCCAGAUGACUCGCAAUCAUCGAGUAAAAAGUUUUCCGAGGAUGAUAUUGAUCCAAAAAAUCAUUGUAUGCCUAAUCUCGAUACCAAAUCGAAAAAAAAUGGAGGUAGGACCUCAGUGAUAGACAAGAAGGAAGUGAAUUCUGCUAUACUCCUAACUGAGACUCAGUCCACCCUCAACCAUUACAUAAAUCUGACUGAUGACAAAUCCAAACAACAUGAUACCAUCAUGGAAAAGCAAGGGGAAUGGCAAACUGUACAUCCCAAAAAGAAUAGAAAGAGAAAAAAUCUUAUUGUUGGAGAGAACACCGAAAAAAUCAAAGGUGUUCCUAAGUUUACUUAUCUGCACGUAUGUAGAGUGGAUCCAGCUACAACAUCCCAAGAUUUAAUAUGUCAGCUUAAAACAGUGUUUCCUGAAGUUACAUGUGAAUCAUUGAAUUCAAAACAUCCCACAAUAUAUUCAUCUUUCAAGCUGUUGGACCAGCUCGCCGACCUGAUGACUUUCGGCGUCCUCGCCCGCUGCAAGACCUGCAAGGGGGGCCAGCUGGUCUUUUCCAAGGGGGGCUACACGUGCACGGGCGAUCUCACGCAAUGGACGAAAUGCACGGAGUUUGUUAGGGUGCCCAAACGGAAGACUUUCAAAGUACCUCCGGAUUUGCAGGAGAGAUAUCCGUUCUUGAAGAAGUACAAAACAAACCGAUCCUGUUGCUUCAAGGGAGGAUCUUGGGAGGAUCAAGUGCCCCCCCAGGAUUAAUUAACGUUGGCAAUGUGGGGCCCUAUACAAUUUUUUACAUGGAGGAGCAGGAUGCCCUACUAGUAUGAGCAAUAUCGUUUACGGAAGACGAAUAUUUUUUUUGUGUGUUAUAAGGUUUGAAUAAAAAUAGUUAGUUAUAUGAUGAUUUCAUUCAUACAAUAUUAUAUACCCACAACAAUACACUCGAAUGGGUUUGUUACUACCCCACUGGUCAUUUUUGACAUCAUUUAAAAGGAACUGUGGCAUGAAAUAGCUUGGAAUUAUCGGUGAGUUCUUUCCAAAAUAUAGUCUCUGUGCUUAUUUCAAAUUUUGACAUACAGGGUGAUUCAGGAAGAAUAUACCAAAUUCUAUAGGAGUGUAUUCGACUCAUGGAAAUUAUUUUAGAAACUAUAAAUGUUCCAAUUUUCAUUUGUUUCCAACAAAGAGAAUGCUAACAAUGAUGUUUUUGAAUAAUUUUUUUUGUAGAAUACUCACCUAGAGUUUGAUCAUCCUGAGAGAUCCUGUUUAUUUCUGAACAAUUUCUAUGCACUGCAAUCUCGUUGCACAUUCAUUCAGACACAUCCUGUAUAUUUCGAAACAUUUUCUAUGCACUGACAA
Messenger RNA from Phaedon cochleariae (mustard beetle), 2064 nucleotides. The record is from the annotation of a GenBank genome assembly. Lineage: Eukaryota; Metazoa; Arthropoda; Insecta; Coleoptera; Chrysomelidae.